This is a messenger RNA of Athalia rosae (coleseed sawfly), 1799 nucleotides long. It is a transcript of the gene Bili, whose product is annotated as FERM domain-containing protein 8. Gene Ontology annotation, cellular component: plasma membrane; cytoskeleton. The record is from RefSeq and is a predicted model, not a curated record. Bases 329 to 1690 code for a protein of 453 amino acids. The transcript is spliced from 5 exons. Lineage: Eukaryota; Metazoa; Arthropoda; Insecta; Hymenoptera; Athaliidae. Gene Ontology annotation, biological process: negative regulation of canonical Wnt signaling pathway.
GGCCAGCUCGCGUUUUAUUCAGCAUCUAAACUUUCACUUGAUUUGCCAUUGUUGUUCAAGAAAACUAUUUCAUUAGUGCUGACUUAAAUAGAAACUUUUAUCAAGAGUAAAUAUUAUACCCUUGUUGUCCUGGUGAUUGGGCAUUUAGGUUUUUGUGGAUCUUGAAAUGAAGUGCUAUAAUGAAAAUUUAUAAUAUUACUAACUACAACCAUGCAUUAUUCAGUCCAAAAUUGCUGUUGAAGAUUAAUUAUUUCUAAUUCAAUUGAUAUCGCGAGUAUGAUAAAUAUUGGAGUUAGAGCUGUAAAACAGUAUAGCGGGUCAAGUUGAAAUGGAUCAACAGGAUAAGGAUUGUCAUACCAGACGGGGGCAGCAUCAUCAUCAUUUCCACAAUCAUUAUUUGCCAGAUUCUGGAACUUCACCUCCUGCUCGUGCUCUUCAGGCACAGCAAUCUAGUACGCGUAAUCCUGGGGUCCGAAUCGCUGUCUACUUGAUGUCUGGUGUGAUUCUUACCAUGGAAGUGGAUUGCUCAAUUACCUCACAAGAAAUCAUCUCAAUAAUUCAAUCUGAAAAAGAACUAGGACUGGGUCGAAAUACCCCAUCGCUGGGACAGCCUGUGUUUGCGCUUUGGCUCUGCUCUCAACAGUUGGAAGUACAACUUGGCCCCACUCACAAGCCACUAGAGUUGGGAAGUAGAUGGCAACGGUUGGUUGCCAAAUACGGCAGUGAGGGUGUCAGGGAAGAGGAGCAGCCGGUACUUUACUUUCGAAGAAACGUAUUUUUAUCUCGAAGUGAUGAGGAACAAGUUAAAGAGGCAAAGACUCUGGAACUGCUUUAUGCCGAAGCAAGAUAUAACGUUUUAGAAGGUAGAUAUCCUUGCGAGGGUCAAGCGAGAUACGCAAGUUUAGGAGCGCUUCAAGCUCGUAUAGAGCUAGGGCCUUACAAUCCACAGACCCACACUCUGGCAUAUUUCCGACGACAUAGAGGCAGGUUUUUGCCUCAUCACUUCACAUCUCCCACUCUCCUGUUGGGAUUGGAUCUUGGUUUGGGUUUGGUAGGUGGCAAAGGGGCUCCAGAGGUCAGAAUGCUGGAACAAUAUAAGCGGAUACCACCCCAUACAGGAACGAACGCCAAUCCUCGAAAACUGAUAAGGAAAUACCUGGAGUUUUGCUGGGGGCUACCCUGCUACGGUGCAACCUUUUUUCAAGGUCAAAUAGAGCGUCCUGUCAGAGGUCUAGCAUCCUGGAUAACACAUCGAGAUCAGCCAGUUCUCGUUGCUAUCAAUGCCUUAGGGGUCUAUGUGAUAGAUGACACACAAUGUAGUCUCUUGCUGGGGCUCAAGUAUUCGGAGCUUAGUUGGGAAAUGGCCAAACCUUCUGAUGAAGGAAAUCCGGAUUGUUUGCCUUGUCUUUUUCUCCAAUUUCCCGUUCGAGAGAACGGUGCUCAUGUCUUCAAAAUUCUACAAGUAUUCUCAAGACAGGCAAUAAUGAUGGACACACUCAUCUCUGGAUUUGCUGAAGAGAAUCGAAGAAACAAUACUCGGUGCGAUGCAACUGGUGCGUGUCGUUCGUCGGACAUAACUAUUACAGCAAAUGCCAAUUGCUUCACCAACAAACUCAGCAAGUUCACUCUGGCAACGUUCGACGAUGAAGGGCGUUGCAUUGGGCAAAUGGGAUCAUGGUCUUUCCAAUGAAUUGACAUACACUGUGAAUACUUUUAUAUCAAAGCAAUCAAAAGACAUCUGAUGAACAUGUAUUGUUUCUCAAAAACUAAAUAUGUAACAAGAUAUUUCUUAUUUGGUA